Messenger RNA from Bipolaris zeicola 26-R-13, 1029 nucleotides. RefSeq lists its product as uncharacterized. The record is from RefSeq and is a predicted model, not a curated record. The transcript has 2 exons. Bases 1 to 1029 code for a protein of 342 amino acids. Gene Ontology annotation, molecular function: hydrolase activity. NCBI's taxonomy places the organism in Eukaryota, Fungi, Ascomycota, Dothideomycetes, Pleosporales, Pleosporaceae.
AUGGCAGACAACGACAUUGCUACACGUGCGCCCGAGAGCGAUGCGCAGCAAGAUACUCAACAGCAGACGCCUCACGCAGAAGCCAAGGUCCCGGAGCCAGCGCCAGAGAGCGUCUUUCCUGGAGACACUAGAGCACAAGAUGGACCAAGCAUGGGUGAACACUGCACAACAGAUCGCCCUACCCCCGCCGGCGAGAAACCCACAGGUGAUCUGACGAAGCUCGGUGGUGUCGAAUGCUAUAUUGCUAAGCCUGCCGACUACCCGCAUUCGCCCUCGAAACUCCUGCUUAUGCUCACGGGUGGUACCGGCGUCAAGUCUACCAACAAUCAACUACAAGCCGACAAGUUUGCUGCGGAAGGGUACUUGGUCGUAAUGCCUGAUCAAUUCGAUAACGAUCCAGCACCAAACAGCGUCAGCAUGGAUGAGGUCCCACAGGAUGCUUCUUGGCUUGAGGCUGUCAAAUUGAGAACGGCGGAGGGCAUAAAAUCAUUUAUGAUUGAUAUGUGGCUUGCGCGCCACACUCCCGAGAAGGUUCUCCCGUUGCUGCACAAGGUCAUUGAGGGCGCCAAAGAGGAAUAUGCUGAUGCUGUCGCGAAUGGUGGAGGCAUCUACGGUGUCGGUUAUUGCUUUGGCGCAAAGUACAUCCUCAUGCUGGCCUCUGAACUCCCUGAUACCGUUGCCUGGGGUCAAGAAACUCCAAAGGAUGAAGAGCAAGGAACAACGAAGAAAGAACCCGUGCUUCGCGCUGGCGCUGUCGCACACCCAACUAUGACAUACAAAGAGGACCUCGAAGCCGUCAAGUCUCCAGUCUACAUCGCUGCAGUGAAAGAUGAUCCGAUGUUCUCAGAAGAUGAUGAGCUAACACCUGGUCGGCGAGCUAUGGAGAAGAACAAGGUUGAGCACGAAAUUCAAGUCUUCUCUGGAGUACCUCAUGGCUUCGCCGUCUUUGGGGAUUAUGAGGAUGCGAAGAUCAAACAGUCGCAAGCACAAGCUUUCGGUCAGAUGUUGGCCUGGAUACAAUCGCACUAG